Messenger RNA from Phycodurus eques (leafy seadragon), 3124 nucleotides. RefSeq names its product methylenetetrahydrofolate dehydrogenase (NADP+ dependent) 2 like (gene mthfd2l). The coding region runs from base 1933 to 3114 and encodes 393 amino acids. Lineage: Eukaryota; Metazoa; Chordata; Actinopteri; Syngnathiformes; Syngnathidae. Gene Ontology annotation, biological process: tetrahydrofolate interconversion. The transcript is spliced from 8 exons. Gene Ontology annotation, molecular function: methenyltetrahydrofolate cyclohydrolase activity; methylenetetrahydrofolate dehydrogenase (NAD+) activity; methylenetetrahydrofolate dehydrogenase (NADP+) activity. The record is from RefSeq and is a predicted model, not a curated record. Gene Ontology annotation, cellular component: mitochondrion.
GUGGCUGACUAAAUACUUUUUUGCCCCACUGUAUGUUAUCUGACUUUCACAUGUCAGAGCUGUAUGAGGUGCAUGCAAUGUUUUUAUUUUAUCUUUUUUUUUAAAUGUUUCAUUAUUAAAAGUGACUUAGUUUCCAUGACGGUUGCAUGAUGGGAACAGUUUAACCCUGGAACUACUAAUUAUUUCUAUUUCCCUAAUUUCCCAUGGGAAAAAUAUCCCAAUUUCCUCACAGCUACAGGACAUUGACUUGCUUCUUGUUUGUCAUUUUCACUGUCUUUUGCAGGCAUAUUGAGUUCUUGCUGGCUGAUGUUAUAAUAAAUAUCCUCCCUGGUAUGUAUCAGCAUGUGAAUGUUUUUGUAAUCAUGACCGGGUUUGUGUAUUUGAACACACGAGGACAAAUGCCGGCAGCUUCUUUUAUUAAGUAUUUUCUCGGCAGGCAGGCAAUGGACCACAGUCUUUAAAACUUGCUUUCACUCUCAAGUCAAACAAACAUUUUAAAGAGCAUUUUAUGUUCAGGACGGUGGUUGUUUGGUUACCACGUCUACCUCACAGACUAAAGUGAGGUCCGAACCUGUGUGACGCUUGCAUGUUCUCCAAGCAAUUGAGUGGGUUUUCUCCGGCGUCUCCGGCUUCCGCCAACAUUCCAAAAACAUUCAUGUUAGAUUCAUUGAAGACUCAAAUGGCCCACUGUUGUCAAUGUGUGUGAAAAGUUGUUUGUGUACAUAAUUAUGUCCGGUGAUUGACUGGCAACCUGGCUAUGGUGUACUGUGCCUCUCACUUAAAGUAAUUUGGGAUAAGCUCCAGCUCACCUGCUGUCCAAAUGAGGAGAAGCGCUAAAGAAAAUGGAUGGAUGGCUAUUAUAAUAUAAUGUAUUUGAACAUUUGCAGCUUUGCUUUAACAUAAAAACACACUGCUACCUUUGUGCCAUUCAACAAAGUUUACACUGAAAAGAUUAAUUUUGUUGUUGUUGUGAAUCAAUAGGUCUUCCUGGAUUGUUUCACCCAGAUAAUUGAAAUGUCACUUUGUUGUUCUCCAGGGGAAUGAAAGGCAACAUAAAAAUGUCCUCUGGGCCAUUUGAACUGAUAGUGUUGACAAAAUUGUGUUCAGAGGGGACACUGAUGCUCCCGGGAGGAGGGCUUGACUAUAGCACUCCUUGGAGGCAAAAUAUUUGUUGCCAUCUAGUGGGGAAAAAUGGCUCGCCCAGUAUUAUUACUAAUUGUCAUUUAUAAAACUACAAUAAAUACAGAUGUCUUCAGAGAAAAAGCAAGACUACGAAUAAUUCAAGUCAUAAAAAUGACCUCAAACGUUUUAUGUUGGCCCAAAAUUUAUUUAGUAUCAUCAUUGCAUAACGAUGACAUUGCGCUACAUAGUUUAAUAUGAAUUUAAAAAAGCAGAACCCCGAGGAUGUGUAUGUGUAACUAUUAAACAUUCUCGUAAGAGGUGAACUAACUGUUUAAAAAAUAAUUUUAAUGUAACAAUAAUACAAAAUGGAGUGACCUAUUCUGUUAUAUUAAUGACAACAGGUGGAUACCCAGCAAAAUUUUACAUUCUGCCAUCUGGUGGAAUAAUAUUUUAUUGACUGUCACUAGAUGAGCAAAGAUACAUUAUUUGUAGUAAAUACAUUAGAAUUUUCGGACCAGUUCAGUGAAUUGGAUCAUUUGCGAUGGCACACUUGACGAUCCCUUGUAGCACAUUACUAGUUGGGAAUCAUUGCUAUUUUAAACGGAAAAGAAAUUCAAUAUACAGCUCUGGAAAAAAAAUAAACAGACCAAAAAAAUACUGGACCUAGUUUGUGACUUGCUAAAUGGCUACAGCAAGAGUCAGUGCUAUCUUUUUCCACAAACGUAAAGGGUUUAUUUUAAUUUGACCAUGUACUCUUGAUUUUUACCUAGAUAAUAAUAUUACAUCGAAUAAUAUUCAAGUCUGGCUAAAAUGAGACGAAUGUGUGUGAUGAUUGUAAUGAAGGUCGUCUUUGUUGUUCUGCUAGCAUGUAGCAUCGUUAGCUUCCCGGUAGUGGUGGUAUGUCACUAUGACAACGCUCACGCGCACACUCGCGCUCGCGCAAACAUGGCGGCCUCUGUUUCACCGCUACGAUCCUACUGGACGCUUUGUAGCAGGUUGGCGGACCCCCACCGCUCCUGCCGGGCCAAGCUGCGGAUACACAGAAAAUGCGAGAAUCAACGGAGACACCUGCAGCAGUCGGCGACGAGGCAUGCAGCCGUGGUGAUUUCGGGUGCGGCGUUGGCUCGUCAGCUCCACAGAGAGAUCCAACGUGACGUGGAAGAGCUCGUCGCUCAGGGUAACAUGAGACCUCAUCUAGGAGUGGUCUUCGUGGGGGACGAUCCGGCCAGCAGGACCUACGUUAGGAACAAAACGCGAGCUGCCAGCACUUUGGGUAUUUCCAGCGACACGGUGUUGCGCCCUAGUUCGGUCUCUCAGGAGGAGUUGCUGGAUCUAAUAGACAAGAUGAACCGAGACUGGCGGGUCAGCGGACUGUUGGUGCAGCUGCCACUUCCUGAGCACAUCAAUGAAAGAGCUGUCUGUAACGCCAUUGCUCCAGAAAAGGACGUGGAUGGCUUCCAUAUUGUGAAUAUCGGCAAGCUGUGUCUUGACCAGAGAUCCAUGGUGCCUGCCACACCUGCAGCUGUCUGGGAGAUCAUUAAAAGAUCAGGUAUUGAGACAGUGGGAAAGAAUGUGCUGGUUGCCGGACGCUCGAAAAAUGUCGGGAUGCCCAUCGCCAUGUUGCUGCAUACCGAUCGUAGCCAUGAGCGCCCUGGCGGUGACGCCACGGUGACCAUCGCUCACAGAUGUACGCCGAGGGAGCGGCUGAAGGAGUUAACCAGACUGGCCGACAUCAUCGUCGCUGCUGCAGGUGUUCCCGGUCUGAUCACAGCAGAUAUGGUAAAAGAGAGUGCGGCAGUCAUUGACGUGGGCAUCAACCGCAUUGUGGACCCCAAAACAGGGAAACUGAGGCUCAUUGGUGAUGUGGACUUCGAGGGUGUGAAACAGAAGGCGAGCUUCAUCACUCCCGUUCCUGGAGGCGUGGGUCCUAUGACGGUGGCCAUGUUGAUGAAGAACACUGUGACCGCCGCCAGAAACGCACUGAUGCAUUAACACGAUGCAC